AUGGGUUCUCUAUACUCUAAUCUUUUUCCGAAUUGGUGUUUUACAAAUAAUAACCCUUGGCUUGAUAAAGGGAGGAUAGUUGUUGCAUGGCUGCCAAGUUUGUUUACUGUUAAUAUUAGCUUAUGUACAGCUCAAUUAAUCCACUAUGUUGUGCACCCAAGACAGAAACAAGACAGAUUUGAUGUUACAUUUGUGUAUGGAUUUAAUGAAGAUAAGAAGAGAGCUCAACUUUGGAUUGAGUUGGAAGAGAUUUCAAUGAAAAUACAGGGGCCUUGGAUAGUAAUGGGGGAUUUUAAUGAUAUUCUGUUUAGCAAUGAAAGAGUGGGAAAAGGAUCUACUAAAAGUCCUACUCAAAAUUUUCGAGAUUGCGUGGAAAAGUGUAACUUGGAAGACCUGAAAUAUUAUGGGAUUUUUUAUACCUGGAAUAAUAAGCAAAAGCCAGAGGAUCAAGAUGUGAUUAGUGGAAGAAAACCAUUUCGCUACUUUCGAAUGUGGAAGGAUGCAGAGGAAUUUGGUGAACGAAUUGCUAAGAGUUGGCAGGAAGGAGUUGAUGGCACAGAGAUGUAUAAGCUGACAGUAAAACUUAAACAUUUGAAGCCAAUUCUUAAGUGCAUUAAUAAGGAAGGUUUUCAUGAUAUUCACAAAGCAGAAAUGAUUGCUAAGGAGGAAUUGGUGGUUUUACAGGAAAAAGUGAAUAAAGACCCCCAAAACUCUCAUUUACAGAAUGAGGAACAAGUGGCUCGGGACAAAUAUGCUAAAGUAUACAAAGCUUAUUCUCUCUUCUUAGCUCAGAAAGCUAAAAGUUAUUGGGCUAAAAAUGGAGAUGAAAACACAGCAAUAUUUCAUGCUUCACUGAGGGCUAGGAGAAUUCAGAACAGAAUAUUUUCAAUAGAGGAUGCGCAGGGGGUCUGGUGUGAUACUCCUCUUACUGUUCAGGAACCCUUUUUACAGUAUUAUCAACAGCUCCUUGGCUCUGAGAUGCAGAACAGACACCGGGUGAAGAAAUGUAUAAUCAAUCUUGGGCUAAAAAUUUCUGAGGUGCAUUCUAGCAGGCUUGAAACCGAGUACAUAGCUCAGGAGGUAAAAGAAGCUAUAUUUUCUAUCCCUGGUUUGAAGGCUCCAGGCCCGGAUGGUUUUGGAAGUUGUUUCUAUCAAGAUAAUUGGGAUUUGGGUUGUUCUGAUGUGGUAUCUACUGUUCUAUCUUUUCUGAGAUCAGGAAGAAUUCUUAAGGCAAUUAAUACGACUACCAUUACACUUAUUCCUAAGAGCAGUUGUCCGCGAAGUGUGAGUGAUUUUCGGCCUAUCUCGUGUUGCAAUGUGAUAUAUAAGGCUGCAUCGAAAGUGAUAUGCGUGAGAUUGAGACAAAUUUUGCCUGACUUAAUUGCUGAGAACCAGGGUGUUUUGUACAUGGAAGAUAUAUUGCCCAUAAUAUCAUGGUGUGUCAGGAUUUGGUGA
Molecule: messenger RNA, 1455 nt
Organism: Humulus lupulus (European hop)
Lineage: Eukaryota; Viridiplantae; Streptophyta; Magnoliopsida; Rosales; Cannabaceae
Exons: 2
Coding region: 1-1455 (484 amino acids)
Source: RefSeq, a predicted model, not a curated record